UAAUUUUUGCCUUAAUGCAGUUGCAGCAGCAGUUUGCGAUCCAUUUCUACAGAUUCUACCUGUUUUGGGAGGUUUUCCACCUGGAAGAAGAAACCAAACAUGACAGUUCACUGCUGGUGAGUUUACAGACAAACAUGGAAUCAACAGCAAACUGGACCAAGCAUUUCUCACCAGCUACUCCCAGUCCACUACCGGCUGGACCAAAUGUACCAGGCCUGAAACUCCCAGGUCCAACUCCACCUGGUCCAACUCCACCAGGUCCAACUCCACCUGGUCCAACUCCACCUGGUCCGACUCCACCUGGUCCGACUCCACCUGGUCCGACUCCACCUGGUCCGACCCCACCUGGUCUAACACCUCCUGGUGCUAUGCCUCCAGGUCCUAAUGCCCCGGGUCCUUGUCCACCAUAUCCUCCUAAGAAAAUGUGAUCAGAGUCAAUAAAACCAAGCAGAAAAUGAGCUGUCAUCUACCUCCACCGAGACCAGCACCAAGACCCGUUCCAC
Poecilia reticulata (guppy) is the source of this 503-nucleotide messenger RNA. The record is from RefSeq and is a predicted model, not a curated record. NCBI's taxonomy places the organism in Eukaryota, Metazoa, Chordata, Actinopteri, Cyprinodontiformes, Poeciliidae.